Molecule: messenger RNA, 3205 nt
Organism: Osmerus eperlanus (European smelt)
Lineage: Eukaryota; Metazoa; Chordata; Actinopteri; Osmeriformes; Osmeridae
Gene: colgalt1a
Product: collagen beta(1-O)galactosyltransferase 1a
Exons: 12
Coding region: 173-1996 (607 amino acids)
Molecular function (GO): procollagen galactosyltransferase activity
Source: RefSeq, a predicted model, not a curated record
UCCCCUUUAAAACUCGACUUUGCAGUGUUGUCACAGUGGUGCUAAAUUCAUUUGCGAAUUGUUGAGAAAGGACUUCAAUAUACGGAUAUAGUUUCUAUUGCUUUAAUUAUCGUGUUGCUCUUUUAUAUUUGGUUUGUAAGGCGCUUUACAUAUUACCUGAUUGUCCUUAGCAAUGCACCGCUUCAUCUCACUGCUGCCCACCCUCCUAACUCUCCUCUCCGGACCAGCCCAAGGAUAUUUUCCAGAAGAGCGUUGGAGCCCCGAAUCCCCCCUUCUCGCCCCGCGUGUACUGAUUGCUCUCAUCUGCCGAAACUCAGAACAUUCUUUGCCUUAUUUCCUUGGAACUAUUGAACGUCUAAACUACCCGAAAGACCGCGUUGCACUAUGGGUCGCGACCGACCACAAUGUGGACAACACUACUGCCAUUCUUCGGGACUGGCUCAUCAAAGUACAAAACCUGUACCACUAUGUGGAGUGGAGGCCACAGGAGGAUCCUGUAGGAUAUGAGGAUGAGGAAAGUCCCAAACAGUGGACGAACCUGCGCUACGCCCAUGUUAUGAAGCUCCGACAGGCAGCGCUGGAGUCCGCCCGUGAGAUGUGGGCGGACUACUUCCUGGCUGUGGACUGUGAUAACCUCCUGACCAACCCCAAUGUCUUGUGGAAGCUCAUCAGUGAAAACAAGACCAUUGUGGCUCCCAUGCUCGAGUCCCGCGCCGCAUAUUCCAACUUCUGGUGUGGGAUGACUUCCCAGGGUUACUACAAGCGCACUCCUGCCUACAUACCCAUACGAAAGCAGGUGCGAAAGGGUUGCUUUGCUGUGCCCAUGGUCCACUCCAUGUUCCUUGUAGACCUGAGGAAGGAGGCUUCCAGGCAACUGGCUUUCCACCCACCGCAUCCAGAUUACAGCUGGGCCUUCGAUGACAUUAUUGUAUUUGCCUUCUCUGCUCGCAUGGCAGAUGUACAAAUGUUUGUAUGCAACAGUGAAACCUAUGGGUACUUCCCAGUGCCAUUGCGGUCCCACAACUCCUUGAAGGACGAAGCUGACAGUUUUCUGCAUUCCUUGUUGGAAGUUAAUGUGCGAAACCCCCCAACGAUGCCUUCCAUAUACAUACCUGCCCCUAGACGACAACCAGACAAACUUGGCUUUGAUGAGGUGUUUAUGAUAAACUUGCAGCGAAGAACUGACCGCAGGGAUCGCAUGCUAAGUACACUGUAUGAGCAGGAGAUCGCCUGCAAGGUUAUCGCAGCUGUGGACGGCACAGCAAUGAACGUCAGUGAGGUUAAUGACCUGGGCAUCCACAUGCUCCCAGGCUACAGUGACCCCUACCAUGGGCGCCCUCUGACCAAGGGAGAGCUGGGAUGCUUCCUCUCCCAUCACAACAUCUGGAAAGAGAUUGUGGAGCGGGGUUUGAAGACCUCCUUGGUGAUUGAAGAUGAUCUGCGCUUUGAGGUGUUCUUUAAGCGUCGCUUGCAGAACCUGAUGAUGGAAGUGGACAGCCAGAAUCUGGACUGGGAUCUCAUUUAUAUUGGACGGAAGAGAAUGCAGGUGGAACACCCAGAGAAAUCUGUACCCAAUAUCCAUAACCUGGUAGAGGCGGACUACUCCUAUUGGACGCUGGGAUAUAUGAUGUCAUUACAAGGCGCUCAGAAGCUCCUGAAAGCAGAGCCUUUAAAGAGAAUGCUGCCAGUGGAUGAGUUCCUCCCAGUCAUGUACAAUAAACAUCCUGUCUCAGACUACAUGGAGCAGUUUGAGACCAGGGACCUGAAGGCUUUUUCGGCAGAACCUCUGCUGGUGUUCCCGACCCAUUACACAGGUGACCCGGGCUAUAUUAGCGACACGGAGACCUCCACCGUGUGGGACAAUGAGAAGGUCCGUACGGACUGGGACAGGGGCCGCUCAGGGAAGACCCAGGAGCAGGCAGAGAUCAGCACAGAAGCCCAGAACUCUGAUGUCCUCCAGUCUACCCUGGACAGCACAGCAAGGGACGAGCUAUGAGAGAAAGAUCAGUCCAGGAGCCUCGCAGAACCAGAAGACUGUUACUGAACCAGCUUCAUUUCCCCCCCUCACUUUGCUGCUUAAUUGCAGGGUUAUUGGUAAUUCAUUUGUCUGAAAGAGGCCGUUCUAAAAGGGAUCAGUUGCAACUUAUUAAUUAGUAUUUUAUUUUUUACACCUACUCCCAUGUUGGUUCUAGACUUGAACCAACAUGGUUCAAGUCCCCCCCCCCACCCCCCCCACCCACCAGGGCAUAGCCUGCUCUUGUGCAGUUAUGUGAGUUUACCGUUACAUUUCAGUGUCUUGAUCGAAUGUUACAUUUCCGUGUCUUUGAUUGGCCAGUGAACUGCAAUCACGUUUCUUGAAUUUCUUCAAUGUCACCAGUGCCUUACUCAUUGUACAUUUUAAAGUCUGAGCAGAAUAGACCUUUAUAAAAUAUGUGUGUUCUUAUAUUGUAUGCUGGUUGGAUCUGGAAAGAGAUACAAUCAGCUUGCUUUUGAUUUCUUGAAGCUUAAAUCUUUCUCUCUUUUUUUGUGUGUGUGCUUGAGUAUUUUGCAUGGAAAUGCUUAAAAAGCUGCUUUCUGUGUUAAGUAUAUUUCACCAGAAAAAAAGGAGUGCACCUUAAAGCAUUUAACUACAAGACAUGUAGAUUAAUAUGAAGCAGUAGUAAUUAAAGCUUAGUUCUGGCCACCUGUCAACCCUUCAGAAUUGAGUUACGGUACUACUCGAUAUAACGCAUUCCUUGAUUCCCCUGCAACCUCUGCCUGUCUGUUUUCAGGCUAACCCCACCAUCAGAAUGGCUGCUAGGGUUAUAGGCGAGACCAACCACCGUAAACGCCUCACACUUUGAGGUUAGGAAGGCAUAUGAUUUGCAAAGGCAAUAAAAUUCCCACACAGAUUCCACCCAGCCACAUCCAAACUCUGUCGGUCAGUUCUCCAUAGACUGGGUUGAGUGUAAAACAGAGCUCUUUGGGUGUGAACUACUUGAUAAAAGCCUAUUCAAAAGAUAAGAUGCUUUGCUUUUCAUCCAGGUUAUUUAUUGUUGGGACGUGCUUGACUAUGGAACCUAGGACGUCCAGCAUUGUAGACUUUAAUGCGGUUUAAGUUGGGUAAUAACACUUUGAGGGUAGCGUUUGUAGUUUACUUCAGAUUAUCAGACACAAUCCUCAUUAACCUGUCCUGGUACCAAAGAAUAAAAUAUUUUAGUUCUGA